AUGUCAGAACCACCGUUAAGUAACCCAUUAUUAGGAUGGAUUGAAUCAUUCCUUAACAAUAGGUCCCAAGUAGUUAGACUGGGUUCUGUAAACUCUAAACCUAGUCCAGUCACUUCUGGAGUAGUUCAAGGUAGCGUCUUAGGCCCCCUCCUAUUCACUCUAUAUGUCAACGACAUAUGCAGCUGUUUCUCACUAGGCAAACCAUUCAUCUUUGCAGAUGAUCUUAAAGUA
Trichobilharzia szidati is the source of this 231-nucleotide messenger RNA. Lineage: Eukaryota; Metazoa; Platyhelminthes; Trematoda; Strigeidida; Schistosomatidae. The record is from the annotation of a GenBank genome assembly.